Messenger RNA from Ectocarpus sp. CCAP 1310/34, 1527 nucleotides. Lineage: Eukaryota; Phaeophyceae; Ectocarpales; Ectocarpaceae. The record is from the annotation of a GenBank genome assembly.
AUGGACCACACGAUAAGGGGUCCUGCGAUGGAUCUGCUCGCCGAGCUGACAGUUCUUCACAGCCACGUUGAGAGAGAGCUCGAAGGCGUCGCGGUCGCCGUGAACGACUUGUUUGAGGAGGAUCAUCAAGCAGCAGCAUCAACGUCGGCAAGACUGCAGCUGUCCAAGAAUAGGAUCCUGGCGGCUCUCACUCGGCAGCGGAUCCUACUCUGGGAGUUCUCGACAGAGAGCGAGCCGGCAGCGGUGUUCGCUCGCUCGGAAGAUAGCGACGGGAAUCUCGGGAGCCGCCACCAAAACCCAAUCCACAAACCCGCCGUUGGCUUGAUUGCGGAUAAUAAGCAAUGCACCGCGUGCGGCCGGCCCGGCAACCCCAGCAGCGGUUUGAGCGGCCAACCACCGGCGAGAAAGUUGGACGAGGAGCUCCAGUGGAAGCGCGAUACGCUCGUCCGAAUGAAGCAUCUUCUACGACGGAAGGCGGGAGACCUGGGAGCGACGGAGGCGGCGAGAGGGGCGAUCAGGCGCGACAUGGCCAAGGUCGAUGCCGCGCUGCGAGAUCUACAGGAAUGUCAGCUAGGAGGCCUCCUUCCGCCUCAGAUGGAUGCUGGCGAGGACAAUGAUUCCCUAGGAGCAUCACAGCCCCAGAAGAACGAAAAGGCCCGAGAGCAGGACAACAGUUCCAAUAACGGUCGCUGCUACGCCGAAUCUGUUCUUCGCGAGGUUGAGCUUCGGCUUCCCGACGGUCUCGACGUGCUGCUGGGACGCAUAGCAGAAGGAGUUCGACCCUCUCGUCGAAGAAGACCGACAACUACAGCCGACGCUCCUGCUCCUUCUACACCAAUGCAGCCCGGAACCGACUCACCCUGUCCCAUGGCCUCGUAUCACGUUCCAGAGAACAACACGAGGAAAGAGGCGGUAAAAGCCUUUGGUCAAUCAGGGCGCACGGUUGGCCCGAACGACAGAGUCGGGGAAAGGUGCAGCGGAAGUCCCAGGAGUUCAGAGAGGCUAGAUGCCGAAAGUGAAGAAGCUAGAAAACUCAGAGCGGCCAAUUUUCGCGGACAGGGGCUGUUGAACGUUGGAAGAGUAGGCACUGGCCACCGAACAAAAAUAUUCGCCGGAGCAGAAGAAGACUUGGUGCUGCAGGAGGUGAAGUCGUGCGGACGAGUGAAAGACAGCCCGAAAGCGGUCGUGAUGGCGGCGAGGAAAGACAUGGCUGAAGAGCACACCUCCAACCGCAGUGUCUUGAGCGUAGCAGCUGCGGUGAACCUCGGAGCCUUGAACACGAAAGGCCUGGCUCUUUCGGCUACCGUUACGGGUCGGAACAAGAAGAAACCGAGUCAUAGGAUCGGCGGGGCUUUCACGGGAGGGUUGGCUGGUGGUGGUGUCGGCAAGGAGAACGGUCGUCCAUUAAGAGGGGAAGAUGCCCACAAAUCAUCGUAAGUGCUGCAUGCUAAGCAAGGGAGUUGGACAUGGGUGUAACAAAGCGCGGAGAAGAAUCAAGAGGUGGCGCACACGAUUGUGGUGAAACCC